This is a messenger RNA of Drosophila montana, 824 nucleotides long. RefSeq lists its product as uncharacterized. Bases 1 to 792 code for a protein of 263 amino acids. The record is from RefSeq and is a predicted model, not a curated record. Lineage: Eukaryota; Metazoa; Arthropoda; Insecta; Diptera; Drosophilidae. The transcript is spliced from 3 exons.
AUGGCCCUGCUGCUGCCCGCCGCCCUCUCCCGCAGCCACCAUGCGAACAACAGCCGCAAUCUGCGCACGCGCUACCGCGACUCCUACAAGCACAAUCGGGAUCAUGAAUACUGCGUAGAGUUCGAGGUAAUCAAGGCUUCGAAGGCCUGCCACAAGCUGCCGCCCUACAAUCUAAUGCUUGAAGGCGAUCGCAUUACGGUGCGCUGUGACCUCGAGGCGCUCGUCCAGGAUGCGGCAACAACUGCAGCAGGUGGCAAGCAGGGCAGCCGAGGAGCAGCUACAACCACAACGACUACAACACGCAAGACCCCAAUGGCGCAGCCGUAUUCGAUGGAUGAUGGCGACGACGCCGAGCGGCUGGACAGCAGCAGCAGCAGCAACAACGAGGAUGACAACGAGGACGACGAGGAGGAAACUACUGAGGAGGACGAUGCUCAGAACAUGCUCGAGCCUGAAGCUGAUGCGGAACCGGAACCGGAAUCGGAACCGGAAUUGGGCAGCAACGAAAGUCACGAGUACAAGCAUCAGCGCCAGUCGCAUCGUCCACGCUCCGCGACGUCCAAGCGAAGCGCCGCUCCAAUCUUGCCGCCGGCGCUCCAACAGCAGCAGCAGAAGGAGCAGGAGGAGCAGCAACAGCUGCUGCUGCUGAGCUAUCAUUGCCGCGGCGAGGGUCUGUCGGGGCGCACGACACGCUGGAGCGCGCUGCCGGCGCCGUCGUGUCGCGGCAAAUGGCUGCGUCUGACCAUCGGUCCGCCCAAGAAAUGCAACCACGCGCAGUUCAUCUUCGUCUAAAGCAGCAAAAGGGCAUUGCGUCGUCGCUUUUU